Molecule: messenger RNA, 4384 nt
Organism: Drosophila grimshawi
Lineage: Eukaryota; Metazoa; Arthropoda; Insecta; Diptera; Drosophilidae
Gene: MEP-1
Exons: 6
Coding region: 1-3897 (1298 amino acids)
Biological process (GO): regulation of gene expression
Cellular component (GO): nucleus
Source: RefSeq, a predicted model, not a curated record
AUGACUGAAGUCGACGUCGUCUUGCCGGAGGGCGUUGCCGAGCCCAAAUCCAAAUUACUUGCCAAGACAUCAGCAGCACCAGUAUCAGCAAAAUCAGUGGCAACAGCGAAGGUGGCAAGUGACGACGACGACGACAACAACAGCAACAAUAGCAACAACAGCAACAGCAGAAGCGAAGAUUUACAGCAAGAUGAUUUGCAGAAGACAAACUCUAAGCGGGAUGUUGAGCAGGAGCCGGAGACUAAGCAGUUGAAGCAAGCCAAUAAGCUGAAAGUGGUGGAUGCUGUGAUAGACGCCAAGUUGCCCCUGGAUAGCAACAGCAACACGAACAGCAACAGCAAUAGCAAUGACGAUUGCAAAAUUGAUGGCGAUGCAAAGCAGGUGACGGUAGAAGAGUCCAUGGAUGUGGAUGAGACUACCGAGGAGGAUGAAGGUGACUCACAGAUAACCAGCUCCACAGAGAAUGGCAAUAGUAAAGACCCAAAGCUAGUAGAUGGAGACGAAGGAGCAGAGGACGAGGAGGAGGAGGAGGAAGUGACCACUAAUGGUGAUCAUGAGGAUACUGAAGAGGAUCAUGAGAAAAUUGGCAGUACAGCGGAAAACAGUUGUGAUGCUGAAGAUCCACUGGGUGCAGCGACACAGCCAGUUGCGGAACAGCAGGAGCAGGUGGAUGAGCUAGUAACAGAGAAGAAGAACAGCGAUGAAGUGGAUGAUCUGGAAGAGGAGGAGGGUAGCCAGGAGAGCGGCACAGCUAAAACUGUAACCGACUCCGAAGCCGAAGCAAUCCACACAGAGGAAGAGGAGGAGGAAGGAGUGGUCGAGUCAAAGAAGAAAGAGACGCCACUGAAUGGCUUCAUUCAGAGCCCAGAGGCUAAGGGGGCAGCUAAAAGAGCGCCCAAAGCAGCAGCAGCAGAUGCCGCCAAUAAAGCCAACGGUCAGGCGAGCACAGCUGAAGCAACGAAAUGCAAUGAUAUCACUGGUCAUGACAAUGACGAGGACGACGAUGCUGGCGGUGUUGUCAAUUUGGAUGAAGACAGCGAUGAGGAUGAGGUGAUGCCCGAAGCACCGCCAGCGACAGCUGCUGCUGCUGCUAAGCCAAGCAAGGCAGCAGCGCCCAGCAAAGCAAAAUCAAUGCCACAAGCAGCGGUUGCUGUUGCGGCUGCUUCCAGCGGCGGUGAAUCUUCCGAUGAUGCCGUGGUAAUUCCCUCCGACUCUGAAUCGGAAACGGGACAAAUGGCAGUGGUGACGCCACAACAGACAACAAGCAAAAAGAUGUCACCCGUUGUGAAGGUAACGCCAGCAGCGGCAGCACCACCACCGCCGCCAGUCCAGGAUGACGAUGAUGAUGAUGAUGACUGUGUGGUCAUUGAGGAUGAUACGCCACCAAGUAUUUCGCCAAGCGAUCAGGGAGUUAACAAGCGCAAGAGCGAUCUGGACGAUCUGCAGUCGAACAGCAAGCGACAGCGCAGCUCGACGCCCUCCACUAACAUGGUUAACAUGGGUACUGGCAUCGGUCUGGGGCAGCUGACCAUCAAAGAUGCGCGCACUCUAAUGCCACACGAGGCAGGUCCAACAGCGGGCGCAGCUGUCUAUCCGGUGACCAUAACAAAUGCCGUCACUGGCGUGGCCACAAAUCUUGGCAAUGCACCACCGAAACUGGUGCCGAUGUCGACGGGUAUUUCAGGUACAGGCUUGGGUGCGACAGUGCAGCUAAAUCCGCCAACGCUCUCGUUAACUGCCGCUGGUCUACCCAGCAUGACGAAUAAUGCGAAUCUGUUGCCGGGGCUAACGGACGAUAUGUUCGUGUUGGAGGCGCCCUCAUUUAUUGUGCCCUACAUCUAUGAGAAGCCACCGAAUGAUAAUAUCCGCGAGGUAAUCAGAGCUAUUGAGACGAAAUAUGCGCUCUCUCCCGAGGAUUUAGCUGUGGCGGAUAAGCUAGAUGAGUUCGACAUGAUGACCGAACAGAAUAAGGAGGAUAAACUCAAUGCGGAUGCCCAGGGCAAGAAGAAAAAGAAGCGUGGCGACGAUGAAUCUUGGUCGGAGCAAUCCGAUGAGGAUGACGAUGAGGACGAUGACGAUGAUUCGGAGUCGGGUGUGCGCACCAAGGUUCUAAUCAAAGAGGCCAACGAUGACCUGACCGCACUUAAGGGCGCCAUAAAACCAGCUGCUGCACUAGCCGCAUCGGGUGGUGUCACCUCCAAUGUGGCCGCCAAGCCUGGCCAGGAGAACUAUUUCGAGAGUCCGUUGGGUAAAUUCUUCAUGGACAUUGGCGUUGGUCUUGUCCAGGAAUACGUUCAGGCCGAUCUGUUGCGAUUGCAGAAGCGCAAGAUGCGCAAAUCUCUCACACGGGAUCCCAAGGACUUUGAGAUGGCCAUCAAUGCGCUCAGUGGCAAUCUGCAGGCAUCUAAGACGAAAAAUGCACCCUUCAAGUUCACGAUGAAACGCUGCGAAUUCUGCAACUUUAAAUCCGAAUCGGCGCUCUCCAUGGCGAAUCACUAUGAGACGCCGCACAUGAAUGGAGUGCUGUACAAGUGCAACUUUUGCACAUUCGAGAUACGCAACGCCACCGAAAUCGUUUACCACAUGGAGGCGGUGCACAAUAUUAAGGCGCGCUUGAUCAAACCGUUGCCGUAUCAUCAGUGCCCUAACUGUGGGUUCGAGGAUAAUGGCAAGGCGAAACUUGCACGCCAUCAGCCCGUCUGCGCCAAGAAGUUCCGGCCGGAACUUAAUCUGGCGCCGCCCAACGAUUGGGAAGCACCUGCCAAGAUACCGCGCAUCAAGCCACGCCACGGACUCGUUGGCACAGCAACAGCCUAUCAGGCUAUGGCUGCGCAGGCGGCGGCGCAGAAGGUAGCGUUGGCGAAUAUUCAACAGCAACAGGCAGCAGCUCAGGCCCGCAAUCUGCAGGCAGCGGCGCUCGCCGCACAGAAUGCGGCCAAAAUGCGUCAGCGGGCGCCUCAGAUGCCCAAGGCAAUGCCAAAUGCCAACAAUAUGGUGAGAAAUCCAGCGCCCGUACGCGGAACCAUUGGCAAUAAUGCGGCUCUCUCGCUGCCCAACAGCUAUCAGCUCGCCGCAGGACAGCUUGUCCAGCAAGCAUCCAAGAAGCCCAUAGCCGGGCAGCCGAGUAUCUCAAUAACGCCACUACCUCGACAAAGUGCGAUUGGCAGCAAUGCGGCAGCUGCGUCGUCUAGCAAACAGCCAACGGCGGCAGCACCUGGCAUGAAGCCCGGCCAGAGUCCCAGCGGCGGUAACAACAAGGCGCAGUUUGUCAUCUGCGAAAUAUGCGAUGGCUAUAUCAAGGAUCUGGAACAGCUGCGUAAUCAUAUGCAAUGGAUGCACAAAGUGAAGAUACAUCCGAAGAUGAUCUAUAAUCGGCCACCAUUGAACUGCCAGAAGUGUCAGUUCCGCUUCUUUACGGAUCAGGGCUUGGAAAGGCAUUUGCUUGGCUCACAUGGCUUGGUCACAAGUUCCAUGCAAGAGGCUGCCAACAAGGGCAAGGAUGCCGGACGCUGUCCAGUCUGUGGCAGGAUGUACCAAUGGAAGCUACUAAAUCACGUAUCGCGCGAUCAUCACAUGACCCUGAAGCCCGCACAUUUAUCCUACAAGUGCACCGUAUGUACGGCAACAUUCGGCAUGUACAAACAGUUCGAGACGCAUGUGUAUACGGCGCACAGCACUGUGGCCAGAAAGGCAAUGGACAGCAAGAAGAAUAGCGCACAGUCGCAGUCCAGCAGUAGUAGUGGUGGUGGUGGUGGUGCCGGCUUGUCGCGUAAUUCGCUGGGUGCCGCCAACGAUUCGCUGCUGAAGCCGCUGAAGAUCAAUGAUGAGAUCACCAUUAUACCACAGCCCGCAUCGAAGCCACGCAUCACAAAUAUGGAGAGUCAUGUUAUAGAUUAAAUGGCGCGCAUCGUGUGGAUCAACCAAAAAACCUAAUCUCGCAUAGUUAUUGCUGCAGCAUUUUGGCCGCUGGCGCGUUUAGAUAAGUUUUUAUGAUUUAUAGGCUGCGCCGACGCAUGCGUUACUAUAUAUAAUUUGUUAGUAAGCCAGAAUUGUAUAAAGCGAGCAGAAAUUUAGAAAAACAACCCACAAAGCAACCGCAACCUAAAGUAAACAGUAACAGUACAUACGUCGAUCAUUAAGAGAAAAGUUACCGCAUAACACAACAUACACAAUUGAUUAUGAUUACACAGAUACGGAUACACAGAUACAAGAUACACAGAUGCAAGAUACACGAUACAGAUACAGUUUCAGAUUCUAGUUACGGUUUAGUUGAUUAACAAUGUUAAGAGAGAGAGAGAAAGUGUGCAAAUACGAUGAAAUUGUAGCUACUACUAAUAAAAAAACAAAAGUUUGAAUACCAUGCAUAAUUUACACACACACACAC